Molecule: messenger RNA, 2679 nt
Organism: Rotaria socialis
Lineage: Eukaryota; Metazoa; Rotifera; Eurotatoria; Philodinida; Philodinidae
Source: the annotation of a GenBank genome assembly
AUGCAUCAAAAUAAAAGUCUCGUGAUUCUCAUUCUCCUGUUGGGUUUACUUAUCCAUAAAUAUUAUUGUAAAGAACAAACAUAUAUCCAUAAUCAAGGAAAACCAUUACGUUUUCAUGUGGCGGAAUUUAAUUUUGAUCAUGUAUCAGAUGUUUACGCUAUUACUCUAUGGAUUCUACUUGGGUCAUUAGCUAAAGUUGGUUUUCACUUAUCAUAUCGUUUGACGGAAAAAUUCCCUGAAAGCUGUCUUUUAAUUAUGCUCGGUCUUAUUGUCGGUGGUUUACUUUACAUUACACAUUUAGCAGAACAAAAGGCAUAUGUACUCAAUAGUGAUACAUUUUUCUUAUUUCUUUUACCUCCUAUAAUUCUUGAAGCUGGUUAUUUUAUGCCAAAUCGUCCUUUCUUUGACAACUUGGGUACAAUUCUUUUACUUGCUAUUGUCAAUACUCUAUUUAAUACAGUAUGCAUUGGUCUUACUAUAUAUGGAUUUGCACGUACACCAAUUUUCGGUAACACACCAUUUGACAUGUUAUCUUGCUUUGUGUUUGCUGCCCUUAUAUCAGCGGUUGAUCCCGUAGCAGUACUAGCUACCUUCACUGAAAUUCAUGUUAAUGACAUGCUUUAUAUUGUCGUAUUCGGAGAAUCACUAUUGAAUGAUGCUGUCUCAGUCGUUCUCUAUCGUAUGUUCGAUUCAUUUGCUAAAAUUGGGCAAGAAAAUCUAAUACUAAUGGACUAUGUAUUGGGUGCUUUAUCAUUUUUCGUUGUUUCUCUCGGCGGUGUUUUAAUUGGAAUUAUAUUUGGAGUUGUUGCAUGUUUUACAACUAAAUUUACUGAACAUACACCCGUUCUAGAACCACUUAUCAUUCUUGUUUAUGCCUAUUUGGCUUAUCUUACAUCUGAAAUGGUUUCAGUUUCAGGCAUUCUAGCUAUAACAUUUUGUGGUAUGGUCAUGAAACAAUAUGUUUCAUUUAAUAUAUCAAAAAAAUCUGAUGCGACAACUGAAUAUGUUCUUAAAAUGUUAUCAAGUAUUAUGGAAACAAUUAUUUUCAUGUUUAUGGGUUUAUCAACAGUCAGUGAUCAUCAUUCAUGGAAUACUGGUUUCGUUCUUAUUACAAUUCUUUCAUGUCUUGUAUUCCGAGUUAUCGGUAUUGCCAUAUUUGCUAAUUUAGCUAAUUGUUGGCGUUUACUUGAAUUAACACGUAUUGAUAUGUUAAUUAUGUCUUAUGGUGGUUUACGUGGUGCGAUUGCAUUUUCGCUUGCUCUUAUUCUUGAUGAAACGAAAAUACCGAGAAAAAAAGAAUUUGUUACAGCAACUAUUGCUGUUGUCUUUUUUACUGUUUUUGUUCAAGGUAUUACUAUUGGUCCAUUGGUUAAAUGUCUCAAUGUAAGACGAAAACAAAUUGAAGAACCAACGAUGUCAGCUAAAUUAACAAAUCGAAUGAUGGAUCAUGUAAUGACUUGUCUCGAAGAAAUAUCUGGUAGUGGUGGAAGUAAUUCAUUACGUGAUAAAUGUCGAAAUCUUGAUCGAAAUUAUUUUAAACGUUGGCUACUACGUGAAACACCACAAGAAAAAAUGGAUAUUAAAUUAUUACAAACAUUUAAAAAAAUAAAUAUGCAAUCGGCUAUGAAAGUUCAUGAUACAUCCAAAGGACUUGUACCAACACCAUCAUCAGCAGCUUUUCCUACAUCCGCAUCAGCAACUAAUCUAAGACCUUCAAGCACAUUUGCAAACUUUUCUCAAUUAUUAGCUGCCAAUUUACCGGAACAAACUGUACCAGAUUUAAUGUUUUUUGAAAGUCAAGGGCCUGAUCAUUAUCGUGAUGAUGCACAAAUGCAUCAUUUUCUUGACACAAAUCUAUAUCGUGCAAAACCAAGAGCAGCUAUUCAUCUUCGAAGUCAAGAUGAAACGGCUGAGACCAAUAAUGAAAGUCAGAAUCGUUUUGAAAAAUCUUAUCAUCAUCGCAAUCAUAUAUUCAUACCAUCAAGACAUGAUAAAGAGCAAACGCAUGGACGUAAAACUGGUAAAACUGGAAGUGGUGCUACUCGCUCAUCAGGCUCAAAAUCUGCAUCAUCAACUCAGCCUUUUAAUGAUUCACAGGCAACUAAACAUUCAUUAAUGUCUGCAAUUACGAAAAAACAGAAUUUAAAAGUUCCACCAACAUUCACAAAUUCUCAUAAACAACAACAACAAUCAUCAAAACCAAGAAGCAGAAGUCCACCACUAUCAUCAGAUCAGCCAAUUAAAUCAUUACCUACAACCAAUGAUACUCAUCCAGUGAUUCCUCCUGUUUCAAUAGUUAUUGAAAAUGAAGAAGAUGUUAAAACAAUGGGUGGAGUUACAGCUGCUGAACAUAGUUUUCCUUGGCGACGUUCAUCGAUACCCGAUGGUGAACAAGCAGCACUAUCAAUACCUGCAGGUGAUUCUGCAAAUAAUGCUCAAACAUUUUCAAAUAGAAACGAUCCUAGCCUUCAUCCCGGCCCUUUGACGUCUGCCAAUUUCAGCGGUGCAUAUAACAAAUCACCUGAAUAUAUGGGUGAAUUUGCAACAACAACUAAACCCGAAGAGCAUUUGUCACGACCACAUAUUCGCGAUUUAUUUAAUAAUCAAUUAAGGCCUUCUGAUGAAACACAAGAGAAUAGUGCUGAGGCUGCGGCAAAUGAGGGUGUAACUCGCUUGUGA